GCCCCUUGGGUUGGGUUCAGAGGGGAUCUGCCGGCUGGUUCCCUGCAAGAAAGACCUGAAGCUGAUGCCUGCCUUUUCAUCCUCCUUCGCUGCAUCUUUGAGCGAAGCCAGGAAAUGAUCUUUGUGUGCAGCCUGCCUCCUGCCUGGUAACUCCAACAGCCCAUGGAAGUUCUCGUCUGUCGCGCUGGAUUUUGCGGCUCGCUGUAGGCGAGCGGGUGGGAUGGCAGCGGCGGGGCCGGGCACGCAGGCGCCUGGGAGGUGUCAGUGCUGCGGCAGGCCGGCAGCGCUGAGCAGGGAGGGCCGCUGCCACCUGCCCCCGGGCCGCUGUUCCCGAGCUCAAACGAAGAUUCCCAGGAAGAUUGUCCUGCAAGGCUAACUUCUCAAGACAUGGCCAUGUCCAGUUCCCUUCUGUGGGCUGUUGACAUAUUUGGGAGGGUUUACACUCUGUCCACUGUUGGCCAGCACUGGGAGCUCUGUAAGGAUACACAGCUGGAAUUCAAACGGGUCUCUGCUGUCAAGCAGUGCUGCUGGGGAAUAGCCUGCGAUCAUCAAGUAUACACCUACGUGUUCUCGGGUGAUGUUCCUAUUAGGUACCAGGAAGAGACCUAUGAGAAUCAGCGCUGGAAUCCAGUUGGUGGCUUUUGUGAGAAAUUAUUGCCCAGUGACCGCUGGCAGUGGAGUGAUGUGAGCGGGCUAAAACAUCAGCAGCUUGAUAGUUUCACAUUGCCUUCACCACACUGGGAGUGGGAGUCUGACUGGUAUGUGGAUGAAAAUAUUGGAGGGGAACCAACAGAGAAAGGGGGCUGGACUUAUGCCAUAGACUUCCCCAGCACCUACACAAAGGAUAAAAAAUGGAAUUCUUGUGUGAGACGCAGGAGAUGGAUCAGAUACAGGAGAUACAAAUCACGGGAUGUUUGGGCAAAGAUUGUAUCACGGGAUGAUCCAGAUCAGUUGCCAGACCCUUUCAAUGACAUCUCAAUUGGAGGAUGGGAAAUCACUGAUGAGCCUCUUGGCCGUUUAUCAGUGUGGGCGGUUUCUUUGCAAGGAAUGGUGUGGUACAGAGAAGACGUUUGCCAUCACAAUCCAGAAGGUUCCAUGUGGUCCUUAAUCCCCACUCCUGGUGAAGUUGUACAGAUCAGCUGUGGACCGUAUGACCUCCUCUGGGCAACUCUUUGGGAAGGGCAAGCUAUUGUGAGAGAAGGAAUUGAUAGGAAUAACCCUCAAGGAAUUUCCUGGAGUACUGUGGAGUCCCCAAGCUCAGAAAAUGGGAUUAUGCAUGUCUCUGUGGGAGUUGAUGUGGUGUGGUGCGUUACAAAAGAUCGGAAGGUAUGGUUUAGAAGAGGUGUGAAUUCACAUAAUCCUUGUGGAACAAGCUGGAUUGAAAUGGUUGGAGACAUGAUGAUGGUAAACGUAGGCUUAAAUAAUCAGGUCUGGGGAAUUGGCUGUGAUGACAGAGCAAUCUAUUUUCGCCAAGGUGUCACGCCAAGUGAGCUCAGUGGGAAGACGUGGAAGGCAAUUGUAUGCGGCCGAGAGAGUGACAGAUCUCAGACUGGGAGCUCAACAAGUCUGCUCAGUGCUGGCUGUUUCUUUACUGAUGAUAUUCAGAACCAAACAAACGCGAUCAUUCCUGGUGAUGCAGACACUUCCUCUGACACAGAUCUUCCAAGCAUCCCCACGUACCUUGCCAACACUCCCCCGACGGGAGCUGCAGCCAGCGACAGUGGUAGCAGCACAGGCAACCAGACAGCAGAAAUAUGUGCAAAUUUGCCCAUGGAUCCUCUGGACUCUGAUCAAGGAGAAGCCGAUGUUGCUUCGACUGGUAAUAAGAAAUCUAAUCUUGAAAGUCAUAAGUCUACAAACCCAAAUCCUUCUGCAGAACUGCAGUGGACAAACAUUGACUUAAAGGAGGCACAAAAGCAUCCAGUCCUCUCUGUCAGCACCUUUGCAGAAACAUCCAGCCUGACUUCCCUUGGCAUGUUCUCGGUGGGAACUGAGGAGCAGUAUGGAGCCGAUGAGCACCCACUGUGGGCCUGGGUGUCUGGGGGAGGCUGCCUUGUGGAUUUGCACAGCCCACUGAAAUGGUUCACAGUCUCCUCAGGUUUGUCGUCCUCUGUGCAGUCUCUUUCUCUGUCUAUCACUCCAGCACAGACAGCAGCAUGGCGAAAACAAAUUUUUCAGCAGCUCAGUGAAAGGACAAAGCGGGAGCUGGAGAAUUUCAGGCACUACGAACAGGCUGUUGAGCAGUCAGUUUGGGUUAAAACGGGGAUGUUGCAAUGGUGGAGAAAUUGGAAGCCUCAUAAAUGGAUGGAUGUGCGAGUGGCACUUGAGCAGUUCACUGGGAGUGAUGGAAUGCGCGACAGCAUCCUGUUCAUCUAUUACAUGUAUCAUGAGGAGAAAAAGUAUAUUCACGUGUUCCUGAAUGAAGUCACCAUUAUAGUCGAUGUUCUGAAUGAAGCCAAACACUCCUUUGCCCUGUAUACACCUGAAAGGACGAAGCAGCGAUGGCCAAUCCGCCUAGCAGCCACAACAGAACAAGAAAUGAAUGAUUGGCUGUCUUUGCUGAACAUGUCCUGUUGUGAAAGCAGACGGAUUCAAGGCCCCCCUUCUCACCAUGCCAUUUGGUCAGUUACUUGUAAAGGAGACAUCUUCGUUAGCGAGCCAAGUCCUGAACUGGAGGCAGGACCACACCUGAUGCCAUGUGAUCAAAUGUUUUGGCGUCAAGUUGGAGGGCAUCUUCGGCUGAUAGAGUGCAAUAACCAAGGCAUAGUGUGGGGCAUAGGAUAUGAUCACACAGCUUGGGUUUAUACCGGGGGAUAUGGAGGUGGCUUCAUCCAAGGACUGGCCAGUAGUGCUGAUAACAUCUAUACACAGUCAGAUGUGAAAUGUGUUUAUAUCUAUGAGAACCAACGCUGGAACCCAGUCACUGGAUACAGCAGCAGAGGCCUGCCCACGGACAGAUACAUGUGGAGCGAUGCCUCUGGCCUGCAGGAAUGUACAAAAGUCAAUACCAAGCCUCCUUCACCACAAUGGUCUUGGGUAUCUGACUGGUACAUUGAUUUUAGUACUUCAGGUGGAACGGAUCGGGAAGGCUGGCAGUAUGCAGCAGACUUUCCAGCGUCCUACCAUGGUCACAAGACAAUGAAAGACUUCGUCCGACGGAGGCGCUGGGCAAGAAAAUGUAAGAUAGUCACCAGCGGGCCAUGGCUGGAAGUGCCUCCUGUUACCCUGUGGGACAUCUCCAUAAUUCCCAGUUCAGAUGCGGUUGAUGAAGAAUCAGUAGCACUGUGGGCAAUCAGUGACAAAGGAGACGUGCUCUGCAGACUUGGAGUGACACAGCAAAACCCAGCUGGAUCAUCCUGGCUUCAUGUGGGAACAGAUCAGCCCUUCAUUUCCAUCUCCAUUGGAGCAUUUUACCAGGUGUGGGCUGUUGCUAGAGAUGGUUCUGCCUUCUACCGGGGCUCAGUGUCUCCAAAGAAACCUGCAGGUGACUGUUGGUACCAUAUUCCUUCACCUCAAAAACAAAAGUUAAAACAAGUCUCAGUAGGACGAACAUCUGUGUUUGUAUUGGAUAAGAACGGCAACCUUUGGUACCGACAAGGUAUCACACCAAGCUACCCUCAAGGAUCUAAUUGGGAUUAUGUAUCAAAUAAUAUCCGGAAAAUGUCUGUAGGGCCCCUGGACCAGGUCUGGGUGAUAGCUGACAAAGUGCAAGGAAGUCACAGUUUGAGCUGUGGGACAGUGUGCCACCGCACUGGCGUUCAGCCAAUGGAGCCCAAAGGCCUCUCAUGGGACUACGGAAUUGGGGGUGGAUGGGAACACAUUACAGUCAGAGGAAAUGCAACUGAAGCAUCUAGGGUCGCUAUGCAAGACACUUCUGAGGAAAACUCUGCAGUAUCAAAGGACUUGGAAGAGAAUGAAAGUAAAGGGAGAGCGGUACACUCCAAAACCUCUCUGAUGGUCAGUGAAAGACAAGACUUGGACGGAAGUGCAGCUAAUUGUUAAGUUGCCACUGUCUAUGUUUUGCAAACAAGCAGUAGUCAAUAUAAUUUAAAAAGAAAUUGAAUGUCCAUGUCAAUGUCCAUGGCCCGGAGAAAAAAACCAUGAUCGUUUUGUGCUACUUAUGUUUUACUGAACUGGAAUUUACAGUGGGGUAAUUUUAAUACUGAUUUCUUCAACUGUCGUGUGUAAAAUGUGACUUAAUAGAACUAAUAGUUUUGUCAAAACAGGCAAGCAUUACAGCCACAAUGUAUUUCUGACCCUUUACCACAGCUGCUACAAAACUAUACAAAUGUGAAUCUUUGCAUAAGACCAUUAUAUUUAUUUAAUAUUUGUAUUACAGUUCUCGUCCCUACAUUUCUCAUAUUCAUGUGUCUUCCAUGGUAUACUUCAGAUUCAUAUUUGAGCAGAGGUAUCAGUAUAACUGAAUUACACUCAUUUCCAUGAUUUGCACUGCAAACAUCUAUAUAUGCACAUAACUUUGUGCAUGUGAGCCCUGUUUAUAUAAGCCUGUAGGUUUGGUCAUGCUACUUUUGCUCACAUCAGUAAAAUUAAAUUGUGUACAACUCAGCUUAGAAUGCAGUUACCAGUAAGGGCCAAUUUUUGCUAUCUUGGCACUCAACAAAUAAUAUCUUAACAAGAAGAAUCACUGGUUUCAGCAAGACUAUGUAGAGAGCAUGGUCCUAUUCAGUCUUGGUUAGAGAGGCAAAGUCUCAUGCUGGAUUGUCAGGACAAACAGCGAUAGAUCACGCUUAGUCUCCAUCUUAACUGGAACCCUAAUCACUAAGGUAUACAAAUACCUACCUAAUGACAUUGGAAGGGACCAGAUGCUUAAGGAGUUAGACUGUGCACCAGAUAAUUGCAAGUUAUAUGUUUGUAGCAUAAAAGAGAAGAGCAGGUCUUAAGUAAGAUUCUGGCUUCACAGUGGUAGGAAUUCAAAACAUCUGUGCUGGUAGCAGUAGAGUUUGUCACCAUAUACUUAUGCAGGUUUAGGAGGAGGCUCUGCACUUCGCUUUUAGUAAGCAAUGGAUUCAUUCCUUCUUCCAGCAAGAAACCACUUUUUAUUCUCAAAGAAACAUUUUUCCUGUCUUUUACUUAUCUUAGUUAGACUGUGACGUGAAAUUAUUAUUUGAAAUCGUUAUUUGAAAUCCAGUCUGUGGGAAGUGCUGAGAAAGCAUUCUCCCCAAAUAGCUUCAGGAAGGCACCACCUUUUCUCCCCUGGCAGCAGUUUACAAUCAUUUUCCCUCUGUAUGUGUGACUAUAUAUGAAGUUAUUUUUAUACAAUAAGCAGUGUGGUGUGGUCUCAGUACUGUAUUUGUAGAAGUAAAGCUUACGUUUGCACGUAUUUAAAGGAUAUAUUUGAUAUUCUAAUGCCAAGGAAAGCACUGUUUUGAAACCCAAAUGUGAAUUAAGACUGAAGAUGCUUUACUGUUUAAAAAAAAAAUCCGUUGAUCUUUCCAGUAUGUGAUUACAGAUUUCUGUUUUAUACAUGCAUUGUGGAAAUACCACAAAUAACGUUUUGCGUUAAUUACCAUAAAUAGGUUUUGCAUAACUUGCACAGUAUCUUGUCCAAAUAAAUAACUUUAUCAUGUAUUUUUAGAGAA
Molecule: messenger RNA, 5600 nt
Organism: Oxyura jamaicensis (ruddy duck)
Lineage: Eukaryota; Metazoa; Chordata; Aves; Anseriformes; Anatidae
Gene: TECPR1
Product: tectonin beta-propeller repeat containing 1
Exons: 26
Coding region: 388-4002 (1204 amino acids)
Cellular component (GO): membrane
Source: RefSeq, a predicted model, not a curated record